This is a messenger RNA of Myotis myotis, 5726 nucleotides long. It is a transcript of the gene KDM4B, whose product is annotated as lysine demethylase 4B. The record is from RefSeq and is a predicted model, not a curated record. Gene Ontology annotation, molecular function: histone H3K9 demethylase activity; zinc ion binding. The coding region runs from base 322 to 3810 and encodes 1162 amino acids. The transcript is spliced from 24 exons. Gene Ontology annotation, biological process: chromatin remodeling. Gene Ontology annotation, cellular component: nucleus. NCBI's taxonomy places the organism in Eukaryota, Metazoa, Chordata, Mammalia, Chiroptera, Vespertilionidae.
CCAGCGACCGAGCGGGGCCCGGCCCGAGCGGGACCUGGGGGUGCGACGCCGAGGGCGGGGGAGCGCGCGCCUCUGCUCCGGAUCGGGCCGCGCGCGCCGCCUCAGAUCCUUGCUUUCUCAGAUGCUGAUUUGUGGAAGAUGAGCUUAAAACGGUUGUGUUCCUGCAAAGUGGCAAGGAUUUGGAUACAUCUGAAUAAAGGAACCAUCACCAUUGCAGGAACCUGACAGAAUCCAAGCCAUUUACUAGAGCAUCUCUCAUUGCAGCCUCACCAUCGUAAUAUACCAGGAACUUUCAAGUGUGGCGGUGUCUCAGCUGCAACCAUGGGGUCUGAGGAUCAUGGGGCCCAGAACCCCAGUUGUAAAAUCAUGACAUUUCGCCCAACUAUGGAAGAAUUUAAGGACUUCAACAAAUACGUGGCCUACAUCGAGUCCCAGGGAGCCCACCGGGCAGGCCUGGCCAAGAUCAUUCCCCCGAAGGAGUGGAAGCCACGGCAGACGUACGAUGACAUCGAUGACGUGGUCAUCCCAGCCCCCAUCCAGCAGGUGGUGACGGGCCAGUCAGGCCUCUUCACACAGUACAACAUCCAGAAGAAGGCCAUGACGGUCGGGGAGUACCGCCGCCUGGCCAACAGCGAGAAAUACUGCACUCCUCGGCACCAAGACUUCGACGACCUGGAACGCAAGUACUGGAAGAACCUCACCUUCGUCUCUCCCAUUUAUGGUGCCGACAUCAGUGGCUCCUUGUACGAUGAUGACGUGGCCCAGUGGAACAUCGGGAACCUUCGGACCAUCCUGGACAUGGUGGAACGUGAGUGCGGCACCAUCAUUGAGGGUGUCAACACCCCCUACCUGUACUUCGGCAUGUGGAAGACCACCUUCGCCUGGCACACGGAGGACAUGGACCUGUACAGCAUCAACUACCUGCACUUUGGGGAGCCCAAGUCAUGGUACGCCAUCCCACCGGAGCAUGGCAAGCGCCUGGAGCGACUGGCAAUUGGGUUCUUCCCCGGGAGCUCCCAGGGCUGUGACGCCUUCCUUCGGCACAAGAUGACCCUCAUCUCACCCAUCAUCCUCAAGAAGUAUGGGAUCCCAUUCAGCCGGAUCACGCAGGAAGCUGGGGAGUUCAUGAUCACCUUUCCUUACGGCUACCAUGCUGGCUUCAACCACGGAUUCAAUUGUGCUGAGUCGACCAAUUUUGCUACCUUGCGAUGGAUUGAUUACGGCAAGGUGGCCACUCAGUGCACGUGCCGGAAGGACAUGGUCAAGAUCUCCAUGGACGUCUUUGUGCGUAUCCUGCAGCCAGAGCGCUAUGAGCUGUGGAAGCAAGGCAAGGACUUCACGGUGCUCGACCACACCAGGCCCACGGCCCUGAGCAGCCCUGAGCUCAGCACCUGGAGCACCUCCCGGGCCUCACUCAAGGCAAAGCUCCUCCGAAGACAAAUUAGUCUGAAAGAAAGCAGACACUGGAAAAAGACUGAGGAGGAGAGGAAACCAAAUCUAGAGAGGAAGAAAGAGCAGAGCAAAAAGCCGGGCCUGUCGUCUCACCGGAAACGCAGUCAGCCCAAGAAGCCCAAGCCAGAAGACCCCAAGUUGCCCGGGGAGGGGGCGGCUGGGACGGCUCCUCCCGAGGAGACCAGUGGUAGUGCGAAAGAGGAGACUGCACAGGAGGCGGAUCCCGAGGAUGAGGAGGAGGAUCCCCAGCUGCCACCGCAGGGCCGGGAGGCAGAGGGCACAGAAGAGGACAGGAGGGGCAAGCUGCGGCCAGCCAAGGCCAAGGGCGACCGGAAGAAGAAGAGCCCCCUGCACCCUCACCACCCACUCCUACCCGAGCUGCCACCACCCCUGCCCCCCCAGUUCCCCGGUGAGGAGGUGCCACCGCCCCCACUGGAGCCCCCAGUGCUGACCCCCGGCCCUGAAGUCACUGAGGAGAGCCCCUUGCCACCGCCCCUCAAUGUCAUGCCCCCCGAGGCACCUGGCGAGGAGCUGGAGCCCAAGCCCCGCCCCAUCAUCCCCAUGUUGUAUGUGGUGCCCUGGGCCAGCCAAGCCACGUGUGAGAAGGGCCGAGUGUCCUGCCAGCAGGCGUCUGAGCACUUUCCCCAGAAGGGCCCCACCUGGAAGGAGCAGCUAGCCCCCAUGGAGCUGACGGAGCCUGAGGAGGACAGUGGAGCCGGCGAAGUGCAGGCUCAGUCAACGUUCUCCAAGUUGAAGAUGGAGAUCAAGAAGAGCCGGCGCCACCCUCUGGGCAAGCCGCCCACCCGUUCCCCUCUGUCAGUGGUCAAGCAGGAGGCAUCCAGUGAUGAGGAAGCCUUCCCUUUCUCCGGGGAGGAGGACAUGAGUGACCCCGAGGCCUUGAGGUCCCUGCUGUCCCUGCAGUGGAAGAACAAGGCUGCCAGCUUCCAGGCUGAGAGGAAGUUCAACGCGGUGGCUGCCCUCACCGAGCCCUACUGCGCCAUCUGCACCCUCUUCUACCCGUACAGCCAGGUGGCCCCAUACUGGGCUCUCCACUGGAGGCACCCCCCUCUACAGUCCCUACAGAUGGAGAAGGAGGCCUCACAGGCCUCCCUCGGGGAGGGCCCCUCCAUACCACCUUCCACAUGCGGCCAGAAGACGCGGCCGCUCAUCCCUGAGAUGUGCUUCACCUCCAGCGCCGAGAACACAGAGCCACUCCCCGCAAACUCCUACAUCGGUGAUGAUGGGACCAGCUUGCUGAUCGCCUGUGCCAAGUGCUGCCUGCAGGUCCAUGCCAGUUGCUACGGCAUCCGCCCGGAGCUGGUCAACGAAGGCUGGACGUGUUCCCGGUGCACGGCCCACGCCUGGACUGCGGAGUGCUGCCUGUGCAACCUCCGGGGAGGAGCUUUGCAGAUGACAACAGACAAGAGAUGGGUCCAUGUGAUCUGCGCCAUCGCAGUCCCUGAAGUUCGGUUUCUGAACGUGAUGGAGCGCCAUCCUGUGGACAUCAGCGCCAUCCCUGAGCAGCGGUGGAAGCUGAAAUGCGUGUACUGCCGGAAGCGGAUGAAGAAGGUGUCUGGGGCCUGUGUCCAGUGCUCCUGCGAGCACUGCUCCACUUCCUUCCACGUGACCUGCGCCCACGCCGCAGGGGUCCUCAUGGAGCCAGAUGACUGGCCCUACGUCGUCUCCAUCACCUGCUUCAAGCACAAGUCGGGCAGCCACACCGUGAGUGCCCAGCCCUUCUGCCCCCUCCCAUUGCCCACCCACAGCCCGAGCGCUGACGCGGCCCUCUCCCCUCCGCCCCAGGUCCAGUUCCUGAGAGCUGUGUCCUUAGGCCAGGUGGUCAUCACCAAGAACCGCAACGGGCUUUACUACCGGUGCCGUGUUAUCGGCUCCACCACGCAGACCUUCUAUGAAGUGAACUUUGAUGACGGGUCCUACAGUGACAACCUGUACCCGGAGAGCAUCACUAGUCGAGACUGUGUCCGGCUGGGACCCCCACCCGAGGGGGAGUUUGUUGAACUCCGGUGGACUGAUGGAAACAUCUACAAGGCCAAGUUCAUUUCCUCUGUGACCAGUCACAUCUAUCAGGUGGAGUUUGAGGACGGGUCCCAGCUGACAGUGAAGCGUGGCGACAUCUUCACCCUGGAUGAGGAGCUGCCCAAGAGGGUCCGGUCACGGCUGUCAGUCAGCACCGGGGCGCCGCAGGAAAGCGCCUUCCCUGGAGAGGAGGUGAAGGCCGCCAAGCGCCCGCGAGUGGGCACUGCGCGUGCCGCUGAGGACUCGGGGCGGAACCCAGACUACCUGGCCUUCAUGGAGAGCCUUCUGCAGGCCCAGUGCCGGCCCAGAGCCCCCUUCUAGGACAGCCAGCCAGCGCCCAGCCACCCCUCGGCCCAGCAAAGCAGGCGGCAGCGGGCCCGGGCAUCUGCUUGCUGUGAAUUCCUGUCCUCGCCUCCCCGCCCCGAGAGGCUACCUCCAUGCUCUGCGGGGACAGGAGCAAGCAGGAUGCUGCAGGGCCCAGACUCAGGGAGUGGGGCCAUGCCGGCUCCGGGGGCAUCGGCUGGGGCUCGCGCCACCCCUACUACUCAGAUUCGUAAACCACGUAAAGCUCUUCUUCUCGAAAAGGUGCUACUGCGUUGCCUGCCUCCUGAGCAGCCUUUGAGAUUGUGACUCCUGUACAUAAAUCUCCUUUGUGAGGCUCUUUCUAUAAAUACUUAUUGUUUAAAAAACUCAAGAAAAAAGGAAAACAAAGAAGAGGAAAAAAGUCCCUAAAGUUGUUUUGUAGAUUUGUGGCUUUAAAAACAAAACAAAAAAUAUUCUUUUUAUUAGAACCAAGACGUGCUGAGGGAGACAAAAGCAUCUCAUUUUUUUGUUUGUUGUUAUUUUAAGAUCUUACUCCUCUGUGAGCAGGCAGGGAAGUGCGGUGAGGCCUGGAGGGGGGAUGACACCCAGCGACAGGCCAUGCCCUGUCACUCUGCUCUCUCCCUGACUUUGUGAAGGUCUGUCUGCGCAGCUGGCCACAGUGCCAGCCCCUCUCUGGCCAGGCAGGAGGAGGGACAGGAGGAGGUUGGAGGACCUUUUAGUGGCCAAGUGCUGGCCACGGUGUCUAGGAGCCUCCCUCCUGUCUGAGCACCUUUGCAAAUAAACAAUCUCUUCUGGUUUGUUCCAUCUUUUGCUUCUUCCCCCAUGAGAACCAUUCCACAGUGAGGCCUGCAGUAUGCGAGGGGGCUCUGUGCCGACGGAAUGCCCCUGGUGCCACCCAGGAGUCCCUCAGCCUGCUCAGGGGAGGGAGCCCUAGUGUGGGUGGCCUGCAGCGGAGCAGAUGGGCGCCCGGCUUCCGGGGAGGGAGGACACUGAGCCGAAUCAGGCCUCCAGGUGGCCCAAGUCCAGCCUGUGUCCCCAGGCUCCUGGUGCCCCUGCUUUGGCUGCAGCCCUACAUGGGGAAGGGGCAUGGGGAGGGCUUCCUGAGACCCCGAGGGGCUGGCAGCGUCCUCUGUCCUUUCUGUGACCCGUGUGUCUGGGAGAGUGAGCAAGAGAGGGAGAGGGCAUCGCUGCUUCAGUGUGAAGGAAUCCGCCCCUGACGAGUGGUGGGUGGACUUAGGAGAGAAACACUUUCCCGCGAGCUCGGGAAGGGCUCCGCGCUCUCCAUCCCUGCCGUGCCCUCUCCCUGCAGGACUGACAGCGUCAUUUACGUGUAUACAUUUUUUUUAAUUAAAAAAAAAAGUGUUCUAACGCUUACCAGGCCAGAGAAAACUAUUUAAGGAAAAUGGAGAGUAUGUAAAUGAGCCAAGAACCUUUCAUUCCCUUGGUGGGGGGAGGAGGGCAGUUGUCCGUGUGGGCGGGGGCGGGAGGGACUGAGGGGAGUCAGCCGAGAUGUGGGGGUCUCCCUCUGCAUGCAGCAGCCCCGCCUGGUGGCGCCAUCUCUGUAUUCAUAUGUAGUUUGAAAAUGCUAUUUAUAUUGUAAAGAAAAUAAAAAGAAGCAGGCAGACACUCUGUGGCCCAUGGGGUCCUGGGGGUCUGAGGGAGAGCCAGCCCCGUGGCGGGGUCUCUGGGUCGCGCCCCUGUCAUGGGUUCCGGGAUGACUUGUGCAGACAGGUCGCCGCACAGCAAAGAGAAACACAUUUCCCCACAAAGAUAUAUGUCUAUGUGCAAAAACAGAAACCCCACCCACCCUCAUUUUUUUCCGACCCAGGAUUAAGGAUGUGCUGUAUUUUUUGCCUAAUUUCCCUGCCUCUAGGUUCAUAAUGAAUUAAAGGCUCAUGAGCACUGCGAUUACA